CAUGGGUACAGGCUCUCUUUCACUGUAGCAUGCUGGCAUACACAAACACACACACACGCACGCACGCACGCACCUAAAAACCCUACCGACACUCAGACGCCCUGUCCCUAAAACACUCCACUCAAGUGGUACAAGAGGAACUGAACCGAAGAAGAACAUGGAUGUUUUGGAAAACAGAAGAAUGAAGACAGAAGACCCAGUGGAAGAGGAAGAAAUACUAUGAGGGGGAGCCAAAAAGCGAUUGAGAGGAUAAGGAAAGCAGUGUGAGAACCAGUACUAUCACGGUACAGGACAGUGUAGAAGUGUGACUGUCGUGGUGCAGAAUGGGCAAUUCUUCAUCCCCAGGCAUGUCAACUCUAUCUCCGUCCAUACUCUAGUUACUGCAGGUCGGGAGAAACGAAAGGGUCACAUGACCUCUGCCGGCGAUGCCGAGUUCCCCCGGGAGUACCACACCCUGGCCCACGGCGCCCGUCGCUUCCCUGACAACAACAACGGGGGACUGGCGCCAACCACAGGGGACCGCCUACGCCACAACGCCAUAGCCACCAAGAGCCUGGAGGCCCUCACCAAUCAUCACAAGGCCGACGUUGAGCGUCAGCGUGAAGCCUUCAUGGACCUCCAGAAGAACCAGAAGUACCCGGCCAGCCCCUGCAUGUCCCCGGCACUGGGCUCCCCUAACUGUGGCCGCCAACAGCAGCAACAGCCAAACUACUGGAGCUUCAAGGCCCGUACUCCUCGUGUGAUCCGGCCCAACCCCAACCAGCCGGCUCUAGCUGACCAGGCCAGCAGGGUGUCCUUUGCCUCGGCUGAGAGUCUGGAAACCAUGUCCGAGUCGGAUGUUCCCCUCGGGUUCAGCCGCAUGAACCGCCUCCGUCAGAGCCUGCCCCUGGCGCGCUCCUCCAGCCAGGCCAAGCUCCGCGCGCCAGGCAUCAUCUUCCUUCAGCUGGGCGAGGAAACGAGGCGUGUGCACCUGACCCAUGAGCUGACCAGCCUGGAGACCUUGAGGGCCCUCAUCGUCCACAUGUUCCCCCAGAGGCUCAACAUGGCCAUGCUCAGGUGCCCCAGCACGGCCCUGCUGAUCAAAGACGAGGCGCGGAACGUCUUCUACGAGCUGGAGGAUCCACGAGACGUCCAGGACCGCUGUGUCAUCAAGAUCUACUGCAGAGAGCCGGUCUACGGCACCUACCCCGGGCACCACAGCUCCCACCUGGCCAACGGAGACCUACGAAGGGAGAUGGUCUACACGCCUCAGCAGGAUUCUCCGCCCAACCGUCGCCUCAGCAAUGCCCCCGCCCCCUCGGCCUCGCCCCCCUCCGGCUCCCCGUCCCGGGUGCGCCUCCUUUACAGCGGCGGCGGACGUCCGUCUUCCUAUGCUGGGCAACCUCACCCCCCCCCGCACCACACCCACUCCCUCCCUCACCCUCAGCACUCCACUCCCGGGGGCCCUCAGCACAGCCACCCCCAGCAGCUCCAUCACCAGUCACACGUCCAGCAUCCACCCUCCGUGGGCUUCUCCCCCAGCGCCAUCCUGGAGCGGAGAGACGUGAAACCCGACGAGGAGGUCCACAGUGGCGGCUCCAGGAGCAUGGUACUCCUUCGGGGCGACGGCGGGGGGAUCUACGCCGACCCUUACUCCCUGGGCCAGGAAGGGGUCCGCCUCAGCCUGGCCGGCCCACACUCCCCCCUGCCCGCGAGGGGGGACUCCUACGGCUCUCUCUACCGGCGUGGCAGUGGCGUGGGGGGAGGGGUGUUGGGACCGGGCUCCGUGCGCUCCCUUACGUCGUACUCAGCGGCCGCUCUGCAGGGGGAGCUGAUGGACAGUGGCGUCCUCUACAGGCCCGGAGGGCCGCUGUACAACGACGCCGCCUAUGCAGCGUCCAUGUUGGCCAUGGGCUUCCGGGUGCCGCCGCCCUCCUCCCCGCAGAAGAUCCCCGAAACCAGGGACUCGUAUUCAGUCACCAUGCCCACCCGCGGAUCCCCCGGGAGGCAGAGCCUGCGGAGAGACUCCGUGUCCUCCUCCGUGUUCGGAGAGAGUCCCAAGGCCAGGGGUCAGGGGUCAGGGUUGGGGACGGAACAGCUGUGCCUGAUGGCUGGGCCAGGAGGGGAGGGCAGUGGUUUUGGCUCCCCUCUACCAGGAAACGAGACAGAGACCAGGGGUCGUAUGGAGGCUAUGGAGAAACAGAUAGCCAGUCUAACUGGACUACUGCAAACUGUUCUGACCAGAGGACCCGAGGCAGACACCCCGGACAAGAUGGAGACGGCCAGUGACUGUUCAGGGACCGACACUGGACGGUUUAAAAAAAAGAAAGCUCUGACACCGUCGGCUCCAUUGGCCCUGAUGCCCCCCCCUCUCACAGGCUCCACCCAUCCAGUGACGGUGUCACGGCUACAGAUGCAGACACAUCUGCACGGCCUGCAGCAGAACACCAGCGAGCUGCGCAAACAGCUGUCCCAGCUUCGCAACAUCCAGUUGGAGAACCAGGACUCAGUGCAGUCCUUGCUGAGGCAGACAGAGUCCGAGCUCAGCCUGAUGAUGCUGGACGCCCUGCGGACCCAGGAGGACCCUCUGCAGAGACAGCGCCUUCUAGUGGAGGAGGAGAGACUCAAGUACCUCAACCAGGAAGAGCUGCUCAUCCAGCAGCUCCAUGACCUAGAGAAGUCAGUGGAAGAACUCCAGAGGAACUCGUCGGUCAACCAUGGUCUGGUGACUGAGCAGGAAGUGGAACAGAAGAGCAUGGAGCUGCGGUCUUUGGGAGAAACCCUGACGGAGCUCAAGAACCAGUUCCCCAGUCUGCAGAGUAAGAUGCGGGUGGUGUUGAGAGUAGAGGUGGAGGCCGUCAAGUUCCUGAAGGAGGAGCCGCACCGACUGGAUUCACUGCUGAAACGAUGUAACUCCAUGACCGACACACUGUCCACACUGCGCAGUGUGUUGUAUACCACCUGUACGUACAGGAAGUUGUCAGAGGGCCUGUGGAAGGGCCAAGAUGACAUCUCCAGUCAGCUGACCAAACGAGUCGACACAGGAAAGACCUCCGACCUCGACAUAAUGACCAGUCCCCCACUCAGCCUUGCCAACUGGAUGCCCAUGUCAGCCUGUGACCCGGACGGUUCGGGACCUGAGCAGGACUCCCACCCUACAUCCAGCUACAGAAGUCGGGUCCUGGACGAGCUGCCCAGCCGCCGUGGUGCAGACAAAUCAGUGUCUGCGGAGGUCCGAUUGGCGGCGGAGCGGGACUGGGAGGAGAAGCGGGCCAGUCUGACCCAGUUCAGUGCCCAGGACAUCAACCGUCUCCUCGAGGAGACCCAGGCGGAGCUGAUGAAGGCCAUCCCAGACCUGGACUUUGCUGCCAGGCAGAUCAGCAAGCCCGCGGUGCCCCCAAAGCCCCAUCCCAAACCCCAGUUCACCGCCCCUAGCACUACAUCCACCACCACCACCACUUCCAUCACAACCACCACCACCAGUAGCACCAGCAGUGAGCAGCAGCCCACCAAGGUCCAGGCUACUGCCCAGAAGCUGGAGGGGGGGUCACGUCGCGGUUCUGCGGAGCUGAGCGUGGCGAGAUAUCGCACCGAGAAGCCCUCAAAGUCCCCGCCUCCACCGCCUCCUCGCCGCAGUUUCCCAUCAGCCCAUGGGCUAACCACCAAUAGCAUCGGGGAAGUGAUUGUCACCGCCAAGAAGAAGCCGGAGGUAGAAGACGGAGAGGCUCCGAAGACUCUGGUCAAGCUGAGAAGGACAACGUCUGACAACCCCCGGCCCGCCUCCACCCCUCCUGUCAUCGCCGCCUCAGCCAUUAAAGACGAGGACGAUGAGGAGAGGAUCAUUGCCGAACUAGAGAAUGCCAGCAACUCACCAGGGGCAUCCAAGGGAGCCCAGUCAACUGUAGCAGCCAGGCUGAAGCAGAUCCAGCAGGGCAGCCUGGAGAGGCCCAAGGCUAGGAAGCAGAGGGACGACUUCCCCAAGAUCCAGGGCCAGCAGCAGGUAUUCCACUUCUAGAAGGCCCCUACUCAGCCUCUCCGGACCAGCUCUGGUGGCUUUCUGUGACACUGACCCACCUUGCAGUGGUCUAGGGCAACUACUGGGGCUCUGGCAAGACUAUACUUGGAUACAACACGUUGUCAGUGGAUGAUGUAAGAUGAUGAGAGGAGGGGUGAGCUAAUCGGGAAAACACUACUGCUGAGUGUGACAUUCUUUGACUUUGAGCAGUUCCAAGUUGUUGGAUCCAAAAUGGAUUGUGUACAGAGCGUGUCCUUACCCUGAGGCACUGAUGUUUCUGAGGAGGUUACGGUUGUUGUAUUGUGUUCGGUCCUCGUUGAUGAUGCCACGGAACCAUUUCACAUCUCAGUGCUGAACCACUAAGUUUUCACCAAGCAGAUUACAUUCUUGUUCUCUGACUUUCCUCAAAUCACUGAAUCAUUCUGUCUCCUGCUGGGGCAUUUAGAACCCAAGUUAAAAAAAGGGCCAAGUGUUGAGAAUGUACUAAUUCACAUAAUAUUUGCCCCAAUUUGCUUAGUGCAUAAGAGUGCAAGAGAGGAACUGAGAUGUUUAAAAGCGGUGUGAGUAAAGUGAGACACUAAGAGAGAGAGGCCGUCUGAAAGACGUAGUGAAAAGUUUCUCUUAAGCAAACAAAAUGGAAGCCCGGCCCCUCCCCCUCCAGCGCUUGGCCUUAUCUGGCUCAGCAGGCGGUCCACCCGAGUGGGCUGAGCUGAGCGUUCCUGUCCUACCUCAGCCCAAACUGUCCCUCAUAAAGGACGGCGUGGCCGCUCUCAGAGUCAGGGAGAGAUAACACUGCUCUUUUCCAGCCUGCACCUGUCCCGAGCCAGGCCACUUAAUCCUCUUGUGAUAAUCUACAUUUAGUUAAUAUGGAAGCCACUUCGGAUAUAGAAAAAGGGACCUUCAUUUAAUUCUCUUCAGGCUUAUUCUUAAAGGCCAAUUUUCAGGCUUGAAAACGUCCAAUCAAAAACGUCCAGUUUCACUUAGGAUGGGUGGAUUGAUGCACUUGCACGUGUGCAUUAUUCAGAUCUUGAACAUUACCACAUUGCGUCCGUCAAAUUAAUCUUUUCCACAACCAAAUAUGUAACCACAUCCAUUUUGGUGAAGCACAAUUUUGCAUCAGAUCACAAACCAUUCUUCAAUCUUUGGGGUGAAGGGGAAAGUUCGAAACCAGUCAGAAUCUCUGUAAAUGCAGACCGCACCACGCAAGUGCAGAAGAUAACGUCUCAGAGGGGCCAGCACACUUUACAACACCGUCCGUUAGUAAAUACAACAGUUAGCAUGCGGCUAGCAUAUCAACCUCUUGUUGACACUGUGUGGCCAUCUGGGCAGAAGUACACUCCAAUCAUUAGUAUUCAAGUCCAUUGCUGCUGUGUGCUGGAGACCACUCAGUUGCGUGAGAUUGUAUAUGACUCCAGCAUACAUUCCUUCCCUGUCUCUCUUUAGUCAUGUUCAACGUGCCCUCUGAGUCUGGCCCGAGGGCGUUUACCCGAGGGCCAUUACACUGUGCAUUCAGAUCCUCCCAGUAAACUUGAUUGUUUCUGUGCAGAUUACGCUCAUCACAAGAGUGAGUCCUCUCAUGGUGCUGAUGAUGUAUUCUAUGAAAUGUCUAACUUGACAUUUAGUUUAAUGUAUGUUGUUUGUAGCAUACAGUAAUGCAGUGAUAUGUAUCUAGGCAACUGGGUCAGUAAAAUGUAGUGAACUGUCUGUGAACAAACAAACAAAAGACCCAUUUAAUUUAUAUUGUAUGUAUAAAGUAACUGCCCAGUAUUUCCAGAGUUCUAUGAAAUAUUACUUUCCUUACAAAAAAAUAUAUAUUUGUGUUAAAAAGCAGACUUGUUGUGUUGGUUGUGCAAUAACAAACAAUGGUAUGAGCAAAUAUUGAUGGGAGUGGACCACUGAUUGUCCUGCUUAUUCUUAUCUAUACCUCUGCUUGGCCAGCUCAUCCUGGGGAGUAUUACACCAUACAGUCUCUUUAAGGUACAAGUUUGAGGAGUUUUUUUUUUUUAAUGAUUUGUGCUUUGGGCACAAAUAUGAGUAUAGGACAGGUCUAUUAUGCUGUUAUGUGUACUGUAAUGCAUCUUGUAAGGCUUAUUCUUUCACAAUACAGGACUGCCCCAGACAAACUAGAUGAUUUUGAACCAAUAGGAUUUAACCAAGAAUGUUCAACUGUAAUCGUUUGGCCAAUGUUGGGUCAGUGGUAAGAUCAAUAGAAGAGAAAUUUGGGCCCAACAUACUGUGUAAAUGCCCUGGGGCUACCUAAUACAAAGGCCUAGCUGGUGCUGUACUGUAUCUUAGUCUAGUGCCUAAGAUGACACAGACCCUAAAAGCACUACUGUACUUUCACUCUUCCAAUACCAGUCCAAAGAGACGUGCAACAGGCGACGACCAGGUGCCGUCCUGUUCAUCUCUACACAACCACUCCACAUUUCGUGUCCCCGGAUAGAUGAUAUUGGCAUUAAUGCCUUUUUCACGAUCCAACAUGAAUCGGUGAUAUCCGGAAUGGAGACUGUCAUUGGGCGGCAGGACGUGGGAUGUUCCUCUGUGUCUUGUGAGCGAUGAUGCACCUGCCUUGUGAUUCUUUGAGACAGCCUCCCAGAGCCCCAGAUGUACCAGUGUCCCUCGCAGGCAGAGAUAAGGAUCAUGUCACAAGCGUCUGUUUUCCCUUUGGAUUCGACUCAUAGCAGAUGUCAACGAAUCCGUUCCCCUUACCUCCUUUCAAAUGCGUCAGCUGAGAGGCAACCAAAUACCCAAAUUGCUGUACCAAUCGCCCCCGCCUUUCUCCCAACUGAAUGUCCCGAUUGUCAAUCUCUAUUCCUUUCAUGCCCCAUGGAGACCAAAAGUGUAAUCUUCUGCUGCUCUUCAUCACCCCCAGUCAAUCUGACAGUUAGCAGUGGGCCAUCCAAGGACACACCCGAGCCCCAUCCGUCUUGAGGAGGACCUAAUCAGACAGGGCUGACAUUGAUCUAAAUCUAUAUCAGCAGAACCAGCUCUGUUGGCCUCCUGAAAGGCUUGUUUCUCUCUCUCCUUUCUCUUCUCUCUAUCCUCUCCUUUCCUCUAUCUCUCCCUCCACUCUAUCCUUCCAAUCUUCUGUCCUACCUCCCUGUGCCCCUGCUCUUGGCUCAAUGGGAGGUCCAUGUCGUUAAUCUUGGCCAAUUCUUUCCUUUUUUUUUUAAUCUUUUUUUUUACCCACAAUCCCUUGAAGGGUUAGAUGUAGAAACAGGCAUGGUGGCGGAGUGGGGGCCCAGUAGAAAUCUAAUCGCUGGGGGAUAUCUCUUGUUUGCUAAAGGCCAGGGCCAUUAACUAGCAUUGACAUCACAUUGAGCUUGUGUUAAAUGUGACAGCAUGAAGAGCUAGGCACGGGCUUUAAUCGCCUUAGAACGAUUUGGGUCUCCUAGGUUCUCUGGAGAGGCCCCUGUGUUUGUUAAUGGUGGACCAUUCAGAAGAAUCCAUUAAUUCUGGAGGGGCCCGCGGUCUACCUGUGUGUUUGUCAUGAAGAGGCAUCUUAACUGUUUCAGACAGACCCAAUUUAUUGAUCAUCAGGAGAGUACAUAACCAACAAUACUUCAUUGAUCAAUCACAGAGGAAAGGUGCAUGGCUGUGGUUAUCCAGGUAAAAGCAGAGGUCAGCCAUCACUUCAACAGACCACUUCAGACGGCUAUUAUCCUCUUCUAAAAAUAGAAUAGGUACAGCGCGUCCUCAGAACAUAACUCCUCCGUUACCCACUCCUCGCCCCCUCUUCCUGUAUUCUCAGCUCUCAAUCUUCAUUUCCUGUCCUCUUCACUCCUUCCUUCCUUCCCCCCCCCCCUCCAAAUCCUGCCUCUUCACCGUGGAGACGCUGGAUCAGGAGAGACGGUCCAUCCUCAAGCCCUGACAGCGGUGCUGUACCGAUCACAGCGUCCCCUUCCCCUGCUCUGCCUACGCUUAGCUUAGCGACAGCCACGAGGCUCUGAUCUCAUCAUGAGCCUGAUGAAUGACGCGCCGAUGCACCAAAACAGCAUCCCCUGUGGCCAAUCAUGGGAAACGCAAAGGGUUGCAGCGUCUGGCUGUAGCAUAGCACGCCAUGUGGCCACGUAGUGUUGGAGUUACUCAUGAGCUUUUAUAUGUCAAUAAAUGUUGUACAAAGGACUGGACGAACAAAGGCGGUUGCAAAACAUUUUU
Molecule: messenger RNA, 8152 nt
Organism: Esox lucius (northern pike)
Lineage: Eukaryota; Metazoa; Chordata; Actinopteri; Esociformes; Esocidae
Product: SRC kinase signaling inhibitor 1
Exons: 19
Coding region: 410-3994 (1194 amino acids)
Biological process (GO): regulation of dendritic spine morphogenesis
Cellular component (GO): postsynaptic density; actin cytoskeleton; cytoplasm
Source: RefSeq, a predicted model, not a curated record